AGCCUGGUGGAAGGCUGCAGGAGCACCGCCAGUGCUGCUCAUACACUCAGCUCCAACAAAGCUCGAGGCAAUAUUUCCCCUUGGCAAGUGCAGGCUGCCGCGGCCGCAGCCCCAAUGCACUUUGCAGCACGAUGUCGUGGCACGAUCACCUUUCGGAAGAAGCCAGGCAAGAUCUGAGGCAGGUGGAGACAGAGAUGCAGAGAGAGAUGAGGCUGCUGGACCUGCACCUGCAGCAGCUCCGUGAGGAUCUGCCUACGUGCUGCCCACACCAUGUGCGGCCCUGCUGCCUGCACCAGCCUGACGCCUGCCCCUGGGAGAGAAGGGCCAUCACCGCGAGGAUGGAUGUGGAGCGGGAGCUCAAGAGCAUACAAAGAAGACUUAACAAGAUGGUACAUUCUUUCCAUGAUCACAGACUUUUGGCUUUGAUAGACAUGAAGGGGUUUGACCCCAAGGAAAUCUCUGUAACAGUGAAAGACGGGAAGGUGAAGGUGGUAGCGGAGCACAAGGAGGAGUUCAGCACCUCCAGAGGGAAGGAGUAUAACUACAAAAACAUCUCUCAGGAAAUCAGCCUGCCAUUGGGUGUGAGUGAGGACGAGGUGACCUACUCGUUAUGCCCCAAUAACGUUCUGAAGAUCGAAGCAGUAAGGUGCUGCCCUUGUCUUCCGAGCACCUGAGCCACAGCAGGGAGCAGCACCCAGGCACAGUCAUUCCUCUGCCACAUCUCCCCAUCAGCUUUAGGUCUGUUCCCUUAAUCAUGCACCAGCAGCUCCCUGGGCCUCUUCCUAAAUAAAAGGCAGAACUCU
Messenger RNA from Neopsephotus bourkii (Bourke's parrot), 803 nucleotides. It is a transcript of the gene ODF1, whose product is annotated as outer dense fiber of sperm tails 1. The record is from RefSeq and is a predicted model, not a curated record. The transcript is spliced from 2 exons. NCBI's taxonomy places the organism in Eukaryota, Metazoa, Chordata, Aves, Psittaciformes, Psittacidae. Gene Ontology annotation, cellular component: outer dense fiber. Bases 132 to 674 code for a protein of 180 amino acids.